UUAUUUCUGACGCGUUAACACGGCUUGGAACCGCUGGAAUUCGAAGUCAGGCGCCGAGCAAUUGGACUCCAUGGCAGUCAGUUGGCCAAGAUCGCGCGAGAGGCUUAGACACACAGUCCAGUAACCAGUAACCUAGUAACUAGUGCUUCAGAUCGGUCGCACUAACUGAUCAAGUAAAUAUAGUUAACCGCCCCUGGGAAAUGUGCGAAAUCGCCACCUGACAUCAAGGUAACAUCAGUUCCCAGCAUUCAAGCAAUAUCUGCUCAUAAAGGCCAAGACAAAAAGAAUCGACUGAACCGGAAGAUAAGAUCAUUGAAGCCAAAGAAUCACCAUCGAAUCGAUUGCUUAGCCAGCUAUGUCGGAGGCUGCCACUCCGCCAGGAUCAGUGCCAGGAUCAGUAUUUCCACCUGGUUUUGAUCCCACCGCCGAAUCGGCCGAAAAGACUCUGUGUUUCCGUGGCUUUUGGGCCUGGACCGUACUUCUUCUUCUAAUUGCACUUGGCAUUGCGGUCUUUAUGUGGCUACUGCGCAAGUGCAUCCAAGGUCCGGCCUACCGGCAAGCCAAUCGAAUCGAUGGCAAAGUGGUGAUCGUCACCGGUUGUAAUACGGGCAUUGGCAAGGAGACGGUCUUGGAAUUGGCUAAAAGGGGAGCUCGUAUAUAUAUGGCGUGUCGAGAUCCCGGACGAUGUGAGGCUGCCCGGUUGGAGAUCAUGGAUAGCAGUCGCAACCAACAGCUUUUCAAUCGCACCCUGGAUCUGGGUUCCCUGCAAUCGGUGAGGAACUUUGUGGAACGCUUCAAGGCCGAAGAAUCCCGGCUUGAUCUUCUGAUCAAUAAUGCUGGGGUCAUGGCUUGUCCCAGGACCUUAACAGCCGAUGGUUAUGAGCAGCAAUUUGGCGUCAAUCAUCUGGGACACUUUCUGCUAACAAAUCUUCUUUUGGAUCGAUUGAAACACAGUUCGCCCAGUCGGAUUGUUGUGGUCAGUUCGGCGGCUCAUCUUUUCGGACGGAUUAACCGAGAGGAUUUAAUGAGCGAGAAGAAAUACGGCAAGUUCUUUGGAGCAUACAGUCAGUCAAAACUAGCUAAUAUUCUGUUCACUCGUAAACUGAGCACGAUCCUUAAGGAUACCGGGGUUACAGUGAACUGCUGCCAUCCGGGCGUAGUGCGCACAGAACUCAAUCGUCACUUUGCCGGACCCGGCUGGAUGAAGAGCGUUCUCCAGACAGGGUCCCUGUACUUCUUCAAGUCACCAAAGGCGGGUGCUCAGACCUCCCUGAGAUUAGCACUAGAUCCCAAAUUGGAGGGCUCGACUGGUGGUUACUAUUCGGACUGCAUGCGUUGGCCGUUGGUUCCCUGGGCUCGAAAUAUGGAAACUGCCGACUGGCUAUGGCGGGAAAGUGAAAAACUGGUGGGUCUUCCGCCACUGGAACCACCACCUAGCCAAAGCCCAACCCAAAAUGGUAAUGGUAGCCAAAAUAGUAAUGGUAAUGGAAGUGCCACUCCCGGCUCUCGGGAAAUGCAGUCUGUCGAAACAGUAGUGGUCAACCGUUCGUAGUCGUAGUCAAAGUCCUUGAUAAAAGGUUUCAAUCCAGUACAGUCCUUGCUCUUAAUUUAUUCCUUAUAAUAUUGCGUGUUUAAAUACCCUUGGGAAGACUUCAUGCAAUCGACAGUUGAGUUCGUAGCGAAGCCAAUUUCGUCAGUUAAAGUUUCUGAUUUAAAAAGCAAAAUUAAUAGGCCAGAUUUUCCAUGAAAACUGUUUUUUUUUUUUAAUUUUCUUAAGUUCUCUAAGGGAUUUUUUGAUGACGUCGGUCUUUGUGGUGAUGGUAGCCUGAUUAUAUCUAAGAAAAUGUUGGACGAAUAUAUAAGAAAUAAAUAAAAACGUUUUAUAAUAUGUACUUAAAAGAUAAUUAAUGAUCGACUCAAAGUUCAUAUUCCCAAGGGUAUUUGAGUCUUCGAUCAUCGAAGCCUAGAUUUUCAAACUUAUAUACCUUUUUUUCUUAGUUUUGUUCUGUACAUAAUUUUAAGCGAGAGAAACCCCAUUAAAAUAUCUUUUAAACCUGA
Molecule: messenger RNA, 2058 nt
Organism: Drosophila eugracilis
Lineage: Eukaryota; Metazoa; Arthropoda; Insecta; Diptera; Drosophilidae
Product: retinol dehydrogenase 12
Exons: 2
Coding region: 356-1552 (398 amino acids)
Source: RefSeq, a predicted model, not a curated record